CGUCUGCUCGACAGUCCCGGUCUGCGACUCCUGGAGCGGCUCCCAGCCUGCGGAGAGCAUGGGGCGGCUGCCGGCCCCUAGCAUCAUCUGCUUCUUCGUCUUCCUCGUCCCCUCGAUAGCAGCUGGUUUCGGGGUUCAGCAGCUGCCCCCCACGGCGAGCGUCCUGGCCGGGGGCAGCAUCACCCUGAGCUGCACCUUCCACAGCCACAACCAGACCGGGAUACAAGUCACCUGGGCCAGGGGCUCCCAGGAGGCCAUCGUGCUGGACCCCGACCACCCCUUCUACCAGGGGCGGCUGGCCAAGAGCCAGCAGGACCAGCAGGGCCGGGCGGAGGCCACGGUGACCCUGUCGGAGCUGAUGGAGAGGGACUCAGAUCUCUACCACUGCUACAUCACCCACCCGCAGGGCGAGCAGGCGAAGGGCACGGGGACCACCCUGACUGUGACUGGCAGAGCUGUAACAGAAAUUCCAGCCAGCUGCAAGAGAGCGCUGGUCCCAAAUGUCGGAGCAUCUGCCCAGAAACCAGCUGGUCUGGGAGUUUCCCAGGAGCCCAGGUCCCUCCACAUGACAGCCGGGGAGAACAUGACCCUGAGCUGCACCUUCCAGAACAAACAUGGCAGCAGAGCCAAGAUAAUUUGGCUCAGGGGAUCCGGAGAGGAUCUGGAGCUGGAUUCUAACCACCCCUUCUACCGGGGGCGGCUCCGUGUGUCCAGGAUGGACGAGCACAGACAGGGGAAGGCGACGCUGACCCUGGCUGAGCUGCAGGACCGGGACUCUGGCCUCUAUCGGUGCUGCAUCGAACUCGACCGUGGGGAGACAGGGGUGGGAGGAGGCACUGAGCUGAGAGUGAUGCGGAGAAACCAGAGUGAGACUGACGACAGAAAGGAAUCGAAGCGGGAUACCAGCACAGAACUCACCAUCUACAGAGCCACGAUUGCUCUGGCAGGCAUCAGCAUCAUCCUCUUAGUUACCACCCUCCUGCUGCGCGGAAGCAAAGACACCCAACACCAGCAGCUGGCAAAGGGGGACAGCAGAGCUGGGGGUAACACGAGCGAGGAUCUGCAGUACACCGAAAUCACUUUCAAGGCUCCGGCUCACACAGAAUACGCCUCCAUCCGGACCCAGCAGCUCUGAAGAGUCAGAUCUGACUGUGCAGCAAAGGGAGAGGCAGGGAACGGCAGGAGAUCCCUUCAUCAGACAACCUUGGAGGCAUCUCCCAGGGUUAGUGCUCGCUUAGUCAACGUGCUGAGCCUUUUGCUUCUGGACAGCUACUUACAGAUGACCGUAGGCAUAUAUGUGUGAGGCUGUGGGCCAGAUCCCCAGCUGGGGUCAAUCAUCUGUUGCUCCAUGGGUGUUGAUGGGGCUAGAUCCCCAGCUGGUGUGAACUGGUGUCACUCCUCUCACCAGGAGGGGAGGCAGAGUUCAGCCCGGGAGCCUGGCCCACAGGAAAGGAGGCAUCCAAACUUCCAAGUGGUGCCCCACGGGAGUUCAGGUGCCUCAUUCUCUACGAGGCAGGCUCCUUGGAAGAACUACAUCUCCCAUGAUGCACCAUGUUCUCUCUCGGUGCAGGGAGGGUGUCGUAGGAGUCCCUAGCAGGGAUGCAUCAUAGAAUAUACACUCUGGCCCAAAGAGAACGAAGCUUGGAAUGACAACUCCUAUACAGCCCUGCUUUGAAUCAAAACAGUUCGAGUUUUGAGAUUUUUGCCACAAAGUUGAAAUUCUCUGCAGAAAAUAAUUAAUGAGUAUAAAAUUUAUUUGUUGAAAUUUUCUCUGAAAAAAAAAAUCCUUUUCUCUCCAUCAACUCUAAAGCUGAGAUUCCUUUUUUUUUUUUUUGCUGCUGCUGCCUCUUUCUUGAAAGAAUAAAACUGGCCAGCG
Messenger RNA from Chelonia mydas (Green sea turtle), 1876 nucleotides. RefSeq lists its product as uncharacterized. Gene Ontology annotation, cellular component: external side of plasma membrane. The record is from RefSeq and is a predicted model, not a curated record. Lineage: Eukaryota; Metazoa; Chordata; Testudines; Cheloniidae. The coding region runs from base 59 to 1135 and encodes 358 amino acids. The transcript has 7 exons. Gene Ontology annotation, biological process: cell surface receptor signaling pathway; T cell costimulation; negative regulation of T cell proliferation.